AAGCCGGACAUGAUUCAGAGUCCCAGAUAGCAGCAGAGAAUGACACACACACACAAUUAGAGAGACUGGCCACAUUUUCUGAUUUAAGAAUGCUGAUGAACUACACAAACCAAACAGAGGAGGACCUCUUCUCCUGCUACAGUCCUUCAGUCGUAGGCUACCGGUACUUUCCCGUGCUGUGGGGAUGUGCGGUGACCAUCACUGGUACGGUGGGUAACCUGAUGACCAUUCUGGCCUUUGCUUUGGACCCACGUCUGAGGACUCGCUUCAACGUGCUCAUCGUAAACCUGGCUGUUGCUGAUCUCCUAUACUGCACCAUACUGCAGCCCAUAUCAGUCGACUCCUAUCUACACCUCAGAUGGCGCAGUGGUCAGCUCUGGUGCAGCAUCUUCGGCCUGCUCCUCUUCCUCUCCAACUCUGUCUCCAUUAUCACCCUCUGCCUAGUUGCUGUGAGCCGAUAUCUUCUGGUGGCAAAAAGGGCUUUGUUUGAGCGUGUCUUCUCUAGCCGCGGUCUUAUUUUACUACUGAUCUCAACGUGGGCACUGGGUUUGGCCAGUUUCGGCCCACUCUGGCCUGUUUACGUAUUUGUGCCCCAGGUGUGCACAUGCAGUUUCCAUCGCACCAGGGGUCGUCCUUACAGCACCAUCCUGCUCUUUUUUUACUUUUUCAUUGGGCUGGGCUUUGUUGGUGCUUUCUACCUCCUUAUUUACAGACGUGUUAGGAUUGCGUCUCAAGCUUUACUUCGCUACAGAUUCAGCCGCAGAUCCUCCAGAAAGAAACCAGCUUCUUCAGCACAAGGGACCGAUGACAGUGGUGUAGAGAGUGGAAUGGCAAAGACAUGUAGCUGUGAGAUGAGCAGCCAGACAGAUCUAACUCAAAAUACAGAUGAGAUCACCUGUGAAAAACCCACCAAAUCUACCCAAUUGUCGGCUACAGCCCUAGAUCCAUCAGCUACUAAGCAUCCAUAUGAUGCUGUCCAAACAUCACCUUCAACCAAACCUGCUCCCAACAAUGCACCUGCAUCCUCCAACCCAGCAACUUCAGGAGAUGCUGAUGAAUUUAAGCGUGUGACACGCAUGUGCUUCACUGUUUUUUUGUGUUUCGUGUUCUGUUUUGUCCCCUUCCUGUUGCUCAACAUAGCUGACAAACAGAACCACGCCCCACAGGUACUGCAUAUGUUCUGUGCAAACCUGACCUGGCUCAAUAGCUGUAUCAACCCCGUGCUUUAUGCUGUCAUGAACAGACAGUUUCGACAGGCCUACCAUGUGCUGCUCACCAGGGCUGCUUCACCAUUCACCUGCCUCUGGACCUGGAGGUCAACGCUGGGAUUUUAAUCUCUGUGAGAUUAGAUUUGCCAUAUGUUUCUCCUCCUGAUAUAAAUAGCUUUCAUUAAAGGCACAAGUUUUUCUUUUUUUUCUUAUGUUGCAUUUACUGUAACAUUCCAGACUACAUUUUCUUCACAUUAUACACGUUUUAUUUGAUUUUCUUUGCUGUUGUUGUUUGCUUUUACCGUAUAUUAGGUAUGCACAAGAUUAAAAUAUGUGUUUAUGUUUUGUAUGGAAUAAAUUAUGUUUUGUUAUACACAAUCCACGGUCCGAUUAAGAAUGUGAAUUAGCCAAUAUUUCACCACUGCUAGUUUUAUGGGUGUCACAACAUAUGAAAAACCACCAAAUUACAACAUCAGCACAGGAUGUUCCUGUCCCACACAACAUGCCUUAGGCUAUAUCAGUCAGCGUUUCAUCCACAUACUGACUUUGACAUGCUGACAAUACACGACUCAUGAUAACGUUUUCUGGUGACUAAGCCUUAAGUUUGACAUGUGGGUGGAGUGUGCUUUUGUAGCAUCUUUAAAUAGUGUCAAAGCAUUUAUAACUGACAAAGCCACAUUUCAAAUCAUCAAUCAUGCAUUGAUUAACCAGAACAGACAAUCAAGUUAUCUGUUCUGGUCUGUGUUUAUAAUUUUGCUAUUGAUAUGGGGCAAUGCAGAGCCAGGCUUGUAACAAAAAACUAAAUGUUCACUUAAAAUAAUGUUCUUCUGUACCAUUGCUAUCUUAUUUCGGAUUGCCCUGGCAACUGAGGUCAACCAUUAACCACAAUAUACCUGGUUUACUUCCGGGCAUGUUGUUUCUUCACAGCACGAUCAAAAUGAAACUCGACUUACAAACGAGGUCAUACAUAGACUACAAGAGCUUUGCUUACUCAUAUUCUAAAGUUAUAUCUUUUAUCAGACAAACGUUGAGCAUCAUGCUAGUUUCAGCAAUACUACAGUGGCCAUCUUUAUUAUUGUCAUGUAACAACUUGCCAGCAGAGCACAGCUAGCAUUGGGGUAAAAAGAAAGAAAACAAUUACAACUGAACACUUAAGUCCAUUGAAGUUAUGUGAUUUAUGUAACUCCACGCGUCCUUCUCCCUCUACUCAUAUAUACAAUACCAUAUUAGCUACAUGCCAUCUGAGGCUGAAAACAACAUCCGGUAGUACUACCGGAAUUGGACAAAUAUGGUCCGUCCAGAAACAGUGAAUUAUCUUUUAAUGUUCCGUUUCAAUAUAUUGAUUAUUUCUUACAAUUUACGACUAAUAAUUCAUUUCUAAAUGCAUACAUUAACUUAGAAACAUUUAUUUUAGCACGACUAAUAACAGCUAACGUUAGCUUAACACGUUAGUAAGCAUAUAUGGCACAAGGCAACGUUCAAAGUUGCUUCAGGCCACGAAAUAUGUGAAGUACUCAGCUUUUAUUUCUUUGUUGCGACUCCUCCUGAGUUAACUAUCCGGUGCUUUGCUAGCUGUUGGUGUUUUAUUCCUAACAACUUGUGUCCAUGCUGCAGCAGAGGAAGGCUAAUAUCAGCUGCCGGUUGAUGGUGGUGAAAAAACCUCAAACCUAAUUUGAAGUACAUACAUAUAAAUGUUUUCAAAGUUAUUAGAGAACUUACAAUUUUAUUAGAGCGACACAGCUUGUUUUUUUCUUCUUCAAUAAUUGUAAUGACUUUUAACAUACACUUUGGAUUAAGAUGCGGCGCAAAUAGUCAGUCAACUGCAUUUUUAACAGGCUACUGGAAACAUAAAUGACUUCUCCUAUCAUUUUAGUUAAUAAUGAACGGAACAUACAAUCAGUAAUUUCCCCUUUAUUGAUGAUAACAUAUUUGAACAGGUUAAUAUAAAAGGAUAACUUAAAAAGCAGGAAGUGCCAUGUGUUACUUCAAAAAUAUCACUAGCUGCAGGUGGCAACAAUAAAGCAAGCACAAAUGGGCUCAAAACAAACAUUAAAACAAUAAAUUAUGUUCAAUCCACCGAAUGUUCUCAA
Eleginops maclovinus (Patagonian blennie) is the source of this 3298-nucleotide messenger RNA. RefSeq names its product G protein-coupled receptor 84 (gene gpr84). The transcript has 2 exons. Bases 90 to 1334 code for a protein of 414 amino acids. NCBI's taxonomy places the organism in Eukaryota, Metazoa, Chordata, Actinopteri, Perciformes, Eleginopidae. The record is from RefSeq and is a predicted model, not a curated record. Gene Ontology annotation, cellular component: plasma membrane. Gene Ontology annotation, biological process: neuropeptide signaling pathway. Gene Ontology annotation, molecular function: urotensin II receptor activity.